GCGAUGGUUGCUUUGUGGCAAGCAACAUUGCUCUGGCUGCUGUUGCUGCUGCUGCCGCUGCGGCAGGCGAGUUAUAUACUGGAGCUGCGAAAAGUGUUGCUGCAGCAAUUGAAUGGGAGCAGCGCAGAGUUCGAGGCCUGGAGUGGACGACUAAGUGAGCAGCUUAGCUUGGAGCAGCAGCAGCGCUUGGCGUGGAAUGUCAAUUUUCUGCAGACGCCGCAAAGCGUGCAGCAAUUGCAGCAGUUGCAGCAACAGCUAAGUCCAAGUGCAAGUGCCCAUAAUACGCUUAGACUGUUGCUCUGGUUGCGUUUCUAUUGGCAGCUGCAACGCUCCAGUGCGCAGCAGCAGCAGCAGCUUAAAGUGUUGCUGCCACAAUUUGCGCUAACGCUGCGCGCGCAACUUGAGCAGCGUUCGCCUAAGCUACGCGCGCAGCUACAAAAUAUGUUGCAGAGCUUGCCGCACACGCUGGCAACAUUAGCCAGCAGUCGCUAUUUGUGCUUGCAACAUGCGCGUGAGUUGUUGUACGCCGAGCCAGCGGGCGUGCUGCAGCUGGGCGCCAACAGCAACUGCAGCAUGUGGCAGUUGCAUGCAACAGCAACGCAUUGGCUGCGCUUGCAAAACGUUUGCGUAUUGCCAGCAACUUGGUAUGUCAACAUGCAGCUUAGCAACAUGUUGCUAACAGCGCCCAGCAACAAUGCAAGCAAAUAUUGCGUGCAAGACGCUCAAGCAUAUUUUGAGCAGCAGCAGCAGCUUAAAAGCGAUGAUUGCAAUUGGCGCUUUACUGAUUGCACGCACUUGCAGCGCAUUUUAAACUUAGUUUAAUUAAAUUAAAAUAAAUGUUUAACUUACCA
This is a messenger RNA of Drosophila busckii, 851 nucleotides long. RefSeq lists its product as uncharacterized. The transcript has a single exon. Bases 4 to 822 code for a protein of 272 amino acids. NCBI's taxonomy places the organism in Eukaryota, Metazoa, Arthropoda, Insecta, Diptera, Drosophilidae. The record is from RefSeq and is a predicted model, not a curated record.